This is a messenger RNA of Fomitopsis serialis, 1717 nucleotides long. RefSeq lists its product as uncharacterized. The record is from RefSeq and is a predicted model, not a curated record. Lineage: Eukaryota; Fungi; Basidiomycota; Agaricomycetes; Polyporales; Fomitopsidaceae. The coding region runs from base 114 to 1625 and encodes 503 amino acids. The transcript has 6 exons.
GGCACUAGAGGUUCCCACCAAACAAAACAGAGACGCGCGGUGAACAAUGCAUCCUGUUCAACCUUACACUGCUCCUUCUUCUCGCACACAUAGUGGCUCAAUACGCCGUUUGGAUGGCGACGCAGACUUGGUACUAUCAGGUCGGAGGAUUCCAAGGUCACCUCAGGGAGAUCCCCGACGAACGGCUACUGCAAUGUCCUGACGGCGAAGGCCUUAGUCUCGUGCUAGGUAUCCGACCGAAUGGCGCAUCCUAUCUGUUGCUCCCCGAGUCGCGUUUCCGCGCUUUGCGCUGGAGACUACCAAACUCGCAAUAUGAUCUCGCGGAAAAGUUUCUAUCGUUCUCUCCCAUUCAUUUUGCCUAUCGUGCGGAGCUCGAGAAGAAACUGAAGUCUUACGCAUCGACCAAGUCCAACAAGGGGAUUCCAAGGGAUAAGAUCAGAGACCGGUCGAAGGCGAACACAUCGUUUACUGUCGCCGGAAGUGGUCUUUCCGAAGCAGGGAGAAUUCGCAGCUCCUUUGAGAUGCAGAGGGUUCUCGUGCUAUCUCGCCCGAUGCUGAGAGAGCUAGAUCGUACUCAGGCUGUCGAGCUCUCUCUGCACAACGUUCCAGAACAAUUAACCAUUGUGUCUCUGUGCUACAAUACAUGGAAGGCCGACACUCGCACGAUGCGCGAGAGGGAGACGGACCCCAAAGUCUUGGACAUUGGAUGGACGACAUGGUCUAAACCAGCGCAAUGGAAUGGGUCUCAGAUCACGCCGUCAGAGACCACGCAUGUGGUAGUGGAGGAGGAAAGAUACUUGGGCAAUCCUGGCCUUAAGCGCAUUGAAUGCGAGUAUGCGACCACGACAUACAAGAAACGAGGCGAAAUUGCCUGGAAUUUGUCAGUGGCACUGAGUGGAAGAUACCCCAUCGUACUUCUGGUUCACGAUGAAGCGCGAACUUUGACGACACUCCGCGCACUCGGCAUAGACACCUCAGAAUGGGUCUCAGGCAUUGCAAGCCUUCUAUACGAGAACGCGCGCGAACCUGUGCAGACUAUGCACAGGUCGUCGCGUUCUCGCUCUCCUGGGCGGCGAAGCGAGCUAGCCGACCGGGUCGAACGCGACCGCCGUCCCGCCGGUGCUACUGUGUACGUCGUCGACGUGCGCAGUUUGUACCUGGCCCUGAGGCAGAUAGCGCCAGCUACAGACAAUGUCCCCACCAAUUCUCGGGGACUGGGUGUGCACUUGGAUCCGCCCAAGGAUAAGCCUGGCGCAGUGACGCCUAAAGUCAUCGCCGAGUCGGAUAGAUGGUGGUGUGCGGGGACCGAGAGCUUGUUGCUGGGCAAGAUGUGGUACUCUAUGGCGCGCGGGCCCAACAUCGACGAUCAACGGGCGUUGAGGUCGUCCACCGCCCUGAUCAUCGAUGCGGCGGAAAGGUCAGUCGCUUCCGUAGGCAUAGAGCCCGCGGCAGUGGGCUCGACUGCUGAGGAUUCGGACGACGAGUUCGAUCCAAACGAUAUUCUUCCACAGGCCGGGACUGCGCCCGCGCCUUCCACUUCGACUUCACAGUCAAGUGGUGUGAAGACUAACAUCAGCUUGAUGGAUCCCGACGGCUGGGAUGAUGCCUCCGAUGACGACUGGUGAAAUCUAUUUGUGACAGUUUCUUCAAAAUCUGCUUUAUGUGUAUCUCUCCCUCGUAUCCCUCUCAAUGCUGUCGUUGUCGAUAUCGAUGUUCA